AUGAAGCUAGUGCGAUUUCUCAUGAACAUACCGAACUCGACGAAUCAACCAGUCACGGUGGAGUUGAAGAAUGGCAAUAUCGUUCACGGCACGCUUUUAUCGGCAAACCCUCAGAUGAAUCUAAACUUGAAGAACGUGAGACUUCAACAGCUUUAUCAGGACCCAAUCUUGCUCCAAUUCAUCAACAUCAGAGGAAACCAGAUAAGGCAAAUCUUGCUACCUGAUGAUUUAAACAUCGAUGCCGUUUUGGACAAGUCGCAGACCAAGAUUAAAGGUCAUGGGGCUGGGCCGAGCGCGAAGCAAGUAACGGCAAGAGGCGCAAGAGGAGGCGCACGAGGAAGCGGAAGAGGAAGAGGAAGAGGCCGGGGACGGUAA
This is a messenger RNA of Lodderomyces beijingensis, 375 nucleotides long. The record is from the annotation of a GenBank genome assembly. NCBI's taxonomy places the organism in Eukaryota, Fungi, Ascomycota, Pichiomycetes, Serinales, Debaryomycetaceae.